Messenger RNA from Pelobates cultripes (western spadefoot toad), 11178 nucleotides. The record is from the annotation of a GenBank genome assembly. NCBI's taxonomy places the organism in Eukaryota, Metazoa, Chordata, Amphibia, Anura, Pelobatidae.
CCCCUCCUCAUCACUUCCUCUCGGCGGCCAUUUUGUGUUUGUUCCCGUCACGCUGUGUGAGGGUCUCUCUCCCGCCAGGCGGGUCCCCCCAACCUGAGCCGCACCCCAAGUCUGUCACACGGGGUGUCCGUGAUGGCUGCCACUCCGAGCCCCGAGGUAUGUGAAAUGGGGGUCCUGGGCUGCGGAGCUAGCAAUCUAACCUGCACUGGGCUGCAGAGCUGGCAAUCUAACCUGCACUGGGCUGCAGAGCUGGCAAUCUAACCGGCCCUGGGCUGCAGAGCUGGCAGUCUAACCGGCCCUGGGCUGCAGAGCUGGCAAUCUAACCUGCACUGGGCUGCAGAGCUGGCAAUCUAACCAGCCUGGGCUGCAGAGCCGGCAAUCUAACCGGCCUGGGCUGCAGAGCCAACAAUCUAACCGGCCCUGGGCUGCAGAGCUGGCAAUCUAACCGGCCCUGGGCUGCAGAGCUGGCAAUCUAACCGGCCCUGGGCUGCGGAGCUGGCAGUCUAACCAGCCUGGGCUGCAGAGCCGGCAAUCUAACCGGCCCUGGGCUGCAGAGCUGGCAGUCUAACCGGCCCUGGGCUGCAGAGCUGGCAGUCUAACCGGCCCUGGGCUGCAGAGCUGGCAGUCUAACCGGCCCUGGGCUGCAGAGCUGGCAAUCUAACCGGCCCUGGGCUGCAGAGCUGGCAGUCUAACCGGCCCUGGGCUGCAGAGCUGGCAGUCUAACCGGCCCUGGGCUGCAGAGCUGGCAGUCUAACCGGCCCUGGGCUGCAGAGCUGGCAGUCUAACCGGCCCUGGGCUGCCGUGCUUGGCAGUCUUGCCUUCCCCAGACGAGGAGGCACUCUGUACUGGCAGUAAGUCCCAGCAGAUGGAGUACAUUAAAGGGAUGCUAUAGUCUUAGGAAUACAGGUCCCCCCCCCCCUCCCUCGUGCCCCCCUUGAGUGAUGAAAAGCCCUUGAUUUUUUUUUUAUACCCCAUUUCCACACAUUCUUGUCAUCCGGUGUGCGCACUAGUCCCUCCCCCUAAGAAAGCAUUGCCCCAGUGCUUCCCUAUGGUGAGUCAGUUAGAAUAUAAUGGGACAGGUCACUGCACCCAGACCACUUCAAUAAGAUGAAGCGGUCUCUCUGCCUGUAGUUAACUCAGACAUUCUUCUUCACCUCUUGUCUGUUAACCAUUUGUAUGCCCACUCCUUACCAGUUAUCCCCAUGCUAUGAUUAUAAAUGUUAGUGCUAUAUUGUACUGACAGUGCAGACGGGAUAUUCCAUACCGCCAGUCAGCCCAGCUUGAAAGCGAUUGUCACUUCUGGGAUCUUACAUGGUGACAUGGCCUCCUGUGUUAUGGUGAUUACUUACCUUAAGGAGCCCUGCCAUCUUCUUGCUACCAUACUUUUUCAACAUUGUGUAUGAAAUGCAUGAAUUUGCUGCAAAACCCCAGGCUGUGCAGCGUUUCCAGUGAGCUCUCACUAAACCAGGAACUAACUGAUUACUGUACUUUCUGUAAGAAUUUCUAGGAGUUGCAGUUUAAUUGUCCGCUGUUGUAAAAAGCUGAACUGAUUUGGGGGCAAAAAAGAAAACACUGGCAGGAGGCUCAGAUGGCCUGCUUUACUAUAACAGAAAAUAACACCCAGGAAAACUAUAAUUUAGGCUAUAGAUUGUAUCAAAUGUGUUGAUACGUGGCAUCUCCCUUUAUCUAACAGACACCUUGGUGAUACCCAUAGCUGGAUUGAUUGCCCAGUAUCCCUUCCUAGAGCCCUGGCCUGUGAUUGUGUGCGUGUCUGUGGUGACUGAGUGUUUCGUAUGUAAGAGUGGGUGUAGUGUGGGGGUUGCUGAGAGCUGCUGGUUGUGUGUGUGUAACUGAAUUUUGUGUGUGGAGGAGUCUUGGUGUUGUAUUUGGGAGCGGGUUAACUUGUUCCCUCCUGCUUACGUUUUGCUGGAGGGGAUCAACCCCUGGUUGUCUAGUGUAGGCGAUUACUUGCGGGAUCUCUGGAGACCAAUGUACCCUGGGGGUGCAUUGUCAUGGUCUUUACGCUCCCUUCAAGGUGCACUAAAACAAAAUUAGAUAAUGAAACUGUUUUGGUGUAUAGAUCGUGCCCCUGCAGUGUCACUACUCAAUUCUCACCAUUUAGGAGUUAAAUCACUGUUUAUGUACCCCUAGUCACACCUCCCUGCAUAUGACCAAAACAGUUCCACUACACACUUUCUGUAGAUGUUUAAAAGGGUUCUAUAGUGCCAGGAAAACAAGUCUUCCUGGCACUGUAGAAUCCUACAGUGCUCCCGCUGGGCUGAAACCCCUUCAGUCAUUUACCUGAAUCCAGCACCAGUGUCAGCUGGCGGGGGAUACCUAAUGCGCAUUAGGUAUUCCCCCUAGGAAAGCUUUAUUCAAUACUCUCCUAUGGGGACAAAUCUGACGCUGGAAGUCCUCAUGCCGUCAUAUACCGGACCAAAGGUCCGUUUCAAACCAGGAAGUCCCUCUAGUGGCAGUCUGGUAGACAGCCACUGGAGGUGGAGUUAACCCUGGAUAGUAAUUAUUGCCGUUUCUCAAAAACCGCAAUAAUUACUAUUGCAGAGUUAAGGGACAUGGGAUAUUGCAACCAUAUCACUUCAAUGAGCUGAAGUGGUCUGAGUGCCUACAACGUCCCUUUAAACUUCCUUUUUUUACGCAGUGUUUUUAAUUUAGAAUUUCUUAUCUCUUUCUGGAACCUGAAGCAACCUCCUGUUACUCUUUGUAGAAUGUUUAUUAGCACUCCAUAAAUCGCAAUUUGCACUUUUUAUUAUUUUGUUGUAAUCUUGAUAAGAAUGUCACUGCUACAAUGACAAUCAGUAGCAGAAAGUCAGGUGUCAUCCCUCGAUUAUCCAUGCCUUUUGUAUAUAGGUAAUUUGAGAUGUAGUAUAUGGACACAUGCUAUCAUCAUGUACACUCACAAAUAUAUCAUAUUCUGUUCUAAACAAACCUGUUGCUGCAUUAAUCUGCACUCUGCAUCUAUGAAAUGGCCAGUGCUUGUCAGCCAUUGCUGUCUGGAAGUUAAUUGAAUGCUUUUUGUCUUGCAGGGGCCUGUGACCUUCGAUGACGUAGCUGUGUUUUUCUCGGAGGAUGAGUGGAAUAUGUUGAAUGACUAUCAGCGAGCACUCUACAUGGAGGUGAUGAAAGACAACUACGAGCACUUCAUUUUCUUAGGCAAGCCAUUUUUUUUCCCCCACUAACUUUUAGCCAAGAUAUGGAGCAGACUAUGGGAUACCUCGUUCAGUUGACCGGUACCCACCAUAAGCACUUCUCUCCUUACUGUUUCUUGCAGAUUUACGAUGGGUUAUACAAAGGGGCUUUGUGGGUCGCAUCUCUUGCUAUUCCAGACUGCAUGUGUCUCAGCAAUUAUACAGAAAGCAGUUAUUGGACUUGCACUUAAAUAGAUUCCUCUGGCACAGAACUUUUAUUGAUUUGUUUUUAAACUGGUCGAUCAGUUUAUCACAUCAAUCAGGACACGACUAGUUGCUAUACGGGCACGUUAGAUAUAUCCCCCUAUAGUUUCUGUGUAGCAUCCCUUAACCAUGGCGCUGUCAGUACCAGUAAAGGGACACUAUAGUCACCAAAACAACUUUAGCUUAAUAAAGCCGUUUUUGUGUAUAGCGUCCCUGCAUGUGACUUACACAGCUUUAGUAAACACGUCCUGUAAAUAGUCAUCUAAUGUUUACACUUCAUUUAUUGCAAAUUCUGUUCAAUUAAGAAUGUAUCUCCUCUGUUAAAAGCUUGCUAGACCCCGUGGGAACUCCCUAUACGUGAUUAAAGUUCAAUUUACACAGCAGGAGAUUUAAAAAAUCGUAUAAAAUUUGUUCAAUCUGUUUGAAAGUAUUUUGUUUUCAUGCUGACUAUGUCAGUCACUGCCAGGGGAGGUGUGGCUAGGGCUGCAUAAACAGAAACAAGUGAUUUAACUUCUAAAUGACAGUGAAUUGAGCAGUGAGACGGCAGUAGUAUGAUUUAUACACCAAAACUGCUUCAUUAAGAUAAAGUAGUUUUUGUUUUUAUUACUAUAGUGUCCCUUUAAUGUGCAGUUUUUGGUAACUUAGAUCCAGCCCAUGUCACAGCUCACCCUAAUUAUAUAAUGUGUAAUCCUACCAAUACAUGAAACACAUGGUGUGCGUGCAGGGACAGACCUAUGGAAAGCACCUUUUACUUAUAUUCGAAACAAAAAGGAGUAUCAUGCAUUAUCCCUACUACAACGGCCAAUUCGCAGUAACCACGCUUUGUUCCUCUGCCCUUUUCUCUUGAUAUGAAGGAAUGAUUAAAGGUUUUGUGAGGGUAGACUAACUGAAUAUGAGAAAUGUGUAUCUUUAACUAAAACAAGUGUACUUUCAGGAUAAACUUUGUAUAUAUGUCAUGUCUUCUCUAUUGGGAGCCUGAAAAGUUGUUGCAUGAUUCUCUAAUUAUUGUGUUUCACGUUGCUAGGUUGUGAGGUGCCCGUCAUAUUAUCAUUGCUGCAGGAUAGAGGCAACGGUGGUGCGGACUCACAGCCCUCCUCACUGAACACUCCAGGUAUGUGUGCAAUGACGGGGAGCACUCUCGUAAAUGUCAGAGUGGCUCCUGAUAUCGUCUAGUGUUCCCCAUCUAUGUCGAAUUUAAAAGAAAUCUGUAUUAAACGGACCUGCUUCACUUUACAAUUAUUAUUUAAAUCCGAAAGCAAACACUUUUAAAUAAAUAUACAAACCAAAAUAAAACCAGAGAAAUCAAUCCCACUCAUCUCAGUUUCAGGCCAGCCUGUUAGUGACAGAAACAGGGCAUUAUUGUGCAGCAGCAUGGAGCCAGCUAACUCUCUGGUCUGAGUGUCCCGUCCCGUCCCCCUCUGGUCUGGUGUCCCCCCUCUCUGGUCUGAGUGUCCUCUCUGGUCUGAGUCCCUCCCUCUCUGGUCUGAGUCCCCUCCCCGUCCCCUCUCUCUGGUCUCCCCUCUCUCUGGUCUGAGUCCCCCCCCCUCUCUGGUCUGAGUCUCCCGCCCCCUCUCUCUGGUCUGAGUCGUCCGCCUCCCCCUCUCUGGUCUGAGUCUCUUCCCCUCCCUCUCUCUGGUCUGAGUCCGUGUCCCCUCUCUCUCUCUCUCUCUCUCUCUGGUCUGAGUCCCCGCCCCUCUCUGGUCUGAGUCCCUCUCUCUCUCUCUCUGGUCUGGGUCCCCUCUCUCUCUCUCUCUGGUCUGAGUCCCUCUCUCUCUCUCUGGUCUGAGUGUCCCUCUCUCUCUCUCUGGUCUGAGUCCCUCUCUCUCUCUGGUCAGAGUCCUCCCCCCCCCCUCUCUCUGGCUCUGCUCCUCUUUUGCCUUCUUGACGGAGAACAUUAGAAUUUGCUAUCUCAGUCAAUUCAAUGCUUUCCAUAGGCUGUUGCACACGCGCGGCAAAACGCUGAGCCAGUCCGCAUCUCCUCAUAGAAAUUGAAUUAAUGCAUCUCUCUGGAAAAUGUUCGUGUCCGUGCUGAGGGUGGAGAUUGUGAACGUCGUGCAGCACUGACCCAGGAAGCACCUCUAGUGGCUGUCUGAGUGAGUGCCACUGUAGUUAUCCCUAGGCUGUAAUGUAAACACUGCCUUUUCUCUGAAAAAUUAGUGUUUACAAUGAAAGGCUGCUGGGACUGACUGUACUCACCAGAACAAAUACAUUAAUCUGUGUACCGCCUGUUAAUCUGUGUUUGUUCUGGUGACUAUAGUGUCCCUUUUAAGCUUUUCGAAUGAGACAGUUUUCUCAGUGAUGCAUUUCCCUUUAACACUGUUAGAGUAAGUUAGUUAAUCUAGGGGAUUGGGUCCUCGUUCGUAUUACAUUUAGGAUUAUGGUUAGAACGAGAUUUGGGGUUUGGUUUAAAUGAAACCUUCUAUUUAAGUUUAACGGUUUCCCAACUCCCAGUGACAUGUCUCAAUGAUGUGUAUCCCUUUAAGACUUCUCUGUUUUGAAGCGGAAUGACAGUUUGCUUGGCUCUGAGGUAGGAAAGGGUUAACAUACGCAUCCUGUAAGUCUACUACGAUAUCAAAAAAGAGUCCUGGGCAAAAUACCUCUGAUAUGCGAUUAUUUAUGCCAUGUUUUAGUAUGAUCAAGAACUAUCUUACUGUACGUAGUCCUUAUAUCUAUAUUUCAGUACAGUCCAGGAUGGUAUCAGCGGAAACUGCUGUUUGUAAUAUUUGUAGUUUGCAGAUAAGCCCUCGGUUCUAGUUCUUGUCUUUUUGAAUACAACUCCUGGGGUGAGACAGUAAUGUGGUUUAAUGUUUAAAUUGUUGAGUGUAUAAAUUGUGUAUAAUGCUUAAAUUAAGUGAGUGUAUAUAUUUAAAAAGUAAAGGGACUCUGUUAAGUUAAUGCAGUCUGUUUGAUUUAAUUUAUUUCUUUUCACUAUCUUAUCUUGCCUCCAUUUAUAUGAAUUUAGAUGGAACGGAGGUGGUCGCUCCAAAGAAAGGCCCAUAUAAAACGGCAAAACAACUUAUAUUAAACCAGUACAUACAGCAGAAUGGGGAUGAAAGCAGCCAUGAUGAGAACAAUAUGGAUGAGUCUCCUCCUGCCCAUGGUCGAAACCUGAGAAAGCGCAGACAGUAUUUCUGCUCAGAGUGUGAAAGCUGUUUCCGGCACAGUUCGGCAUUGGAAGCUCACCGCCGAGUACACAAUGGUGAUAAACCACACCAGUGUGAUAUAUGCAAUGCUAACUUCUCAUACAAGUCUGCACUAAUUGUUCACCGCAGACAGCAUUACCAUCCUUCAACCAGCAGCUUUCAAAACGUGGAAAACAUAACUCCAGUAGAAUUCAUUAAACCUAACAGAUCUCCAGUGCCAACACCCAACGGAUCCCCUGUCCUAGCUACAAACAUACCACCAGCAUCCACUGGCCUUGUGACAGUUACUCCCAGACCUGUCCAGACUAACAGAAUUCUCAGUGAAAGUUCUGGUGAACGUGGCAGUCCCUCACUAGGGGAAAAGCCUCUUAAAUGUGCUUACUGUGAUAAGAGGUUUAAUGACCAGUCCAUCCUUGAAGCUCACCACAGGAUACACACAGGUAAACAGGCCUACCCCUGCACCAUGUGUGAUGAGAGCUUCUCCAAACCAUCCUUGCUUGCUGCCCACAACAACACCCACAAAGAAGGCAAGCCCUUUCAAUGUGACCAGUGUGACAAAAACUUUAAUGACCAGUCGCUUCUGAUUGCCCACAAGAGAACUCACACAGGGGAGAAACCUCACAAAUGCAGCCACUGCAACAAAUGGUUCCCUAACCGCACCACUCUGGUUGUCCACGAAGAGAGCCACUUAAAGCCAAAGCCCUACAAAUGCAAGCACUGUGAAAAAAGCUUCAAUGACAAGUCACUGCUCACUACCCACGAAGGCGUGCACACAGACACAAAGCCCUUCAAGUGCACACAGUGCAGUGAGAGCUUCUUCCUGAAGACACAGCUGGUGUCACACCAGGCUAUCCAUGCUCCCGACAAGCCCUUCCCGUGCAGCCAGUGCGAACGAAGUUUCAACAAGAAAGAGACUCUGCUGGCUCACAUUCGUGUCCACAACAUUCAGAACAUUCAGACACAGAAGCCACGGAGGCAGUGAGUUUACAUCAGGAGUAAUGUACGAAUGGUUAGACUCUGCAGUCCACCUUUAAACAGUCUGCUUCCAUCAUGACUUGACGUUCACUAGCACUGUGGCUGCAGCAAAUAUUAUAGAGUUAAGCCUAAAACACCCUGCUGGCAAUGUUUGUCACUUUUUCCAGGGUCUGUAUAUAGCUCUCUGUAGAUUUCCUUUUAAUUUUUCACAUUAGUCUCUUGUCCUGUCUGGUUUUUGAGUUAUACAUGUAAUAUACUGGCAGGUAAGUUGCUUUUGGCCUUUAGGUUUCCUCUAAAACAUCCCUGUUAAAUAAGACUCUGAGUUCACUACGUGUUUGUUACCCUGUGUGACAUGCGCUUCAGAGAUUAGUUUGUGUAGAUACCAUUUUGAAAGCUCUGAUUUGACGCACUGUACAUUGGCACGACUUGUUGGGUCUCCUGUCCUUGGUCCGUGUUCCCCCCCUGAAGCGGUACGGUGAGUUUACAUCAGUUGGAGCCAGUUUGAGGGGAGUUUGUGGUCACCUACCCCUCUUUUUAUAAGCUGGCGGUUUUUGUCUUUCAAGGGAAGGUGGCUAAAUUCUCAGCUUUGGCAAGAAGAUAAAGUUGUGUUAGUUACAGGGAUUUGGUGAACAGUCUGCGCAGCACUCACUCCAGCAAACUGCAUUUUCUGUUUACUUUAAAAAAAAAAAAAACCCUCCUAAUAGUAUUGCAGAGCAGAACCCAAUGUAUAUUUUUGUCUCCUGGAAGACCGCAAGUUCUGUUUAUGCCAUGAUUUGAUAUUGGCCCAUAGAAGGUGGCUACUAUGCUGAUUAGAUUGGCUGUAAAAUUCUCAAUGUAUAUCCAGGAAUCCGUAAAUACAAUGAAACGUUCGUUAAAAUUAACUAUUACAGAAUUCAUUAAAAACUGAAACUUCCUAUAAAAAUGUUACCUUCUUUUUUUGGAGACUGUUCGUUAAAGCUGACAUUUGGCAGACUUGACCAGGGAUUACACAUUUUGUCCUAAAAUUGGAAACACUCCUUUUUAGUUGUCCAUAUUGAGCGGUUUAUUGAAUAACUCUGUGAUUAUCCCUUUCAAAGGUAAAUGUUGCAUAGCUCCAUAGCACUUAAAAGCAUAAAGAUAGGGCAUUUCUAGUGAGGGGUCUGAAAAUAAAAUCCUGCAUGAUAAAAAGUUAGUAAAGCUUCUGGAGAAAGGGAAAACCAGGACACUUAUCCCUAAAAUCCCCACUUAGUUCUCCUCUUAUUACAGGAACAUGGUGGGCACUGUAACCAUUUAAUUGAAGUGGUUACAGUGCCUGGUGCUGUUCCUCCGUUCUGUGUUGAACCCGUUUUAAGCAAUGAACGUCUCUGGCUUCCCAUAGCUCCUCCUCCACUGGAGGUGUGAUUAAGGAGAUCACACACUUCCUUGUAGCCAUAGCAGUUCAUACAAGCAAUAGUUCUGUAAUAGGCUGAAAGCAGUCAGAUGACACUCAACCAAUCACAGCUGCUCAACCCCUUAAGGACCAAACUUCUGGAAUAAAAGGGAAUCAUGACAUGUCACACAUGUCAUGUGUCCUUAAGGGGUUAAGCUAAUGCUUCCUUGUUAGUUCAGGCAGCACAGAGGAAUGCGUUGCUGGGGCCUUUAGUUUAGCAUUUCAAACUGACGCUGAAUGGAAGGAUGCUAUGGGACUCGACACUAUAGCCACUUUAAUGAGAUGAAGACGUUGCCUACACUCUAAUUUCUCUGUAGGCUGGUGAAAUCACAUGAAAAAAGAGGUUUACAUUUUUUGAAAACUUUCAAAUACAUCCUUACAUCCAGGAAAUGUGUAUCCCCUCCCCGGCAGAUCCACCAUGGGCAUUUGUCAUAAAUUCAUGUGUAAUCUGGCACAGUUUUGUCGGAUGGUGACUUGGUUUGUGUGGUCUAAGUAUAUUCUAUCUUUUUUAAAGUUUACUAUUGUCAUUUCUCAGUACGUUUAAUAAAUCUAAUCUUCCCCUAGCAAAUUUGAAAAUAUUGUAUAUUCAAAGGAUACAAAGCCCAGUCUUGGGUCUUUAAUUGGUUGCACUUUGUAGCAGUUGACUCAAUGAUGUUCUCCUGCCUUGUAAUGGACUCCGCUAAAGCAGUCUCUCUCAUUUCUCUGUAAUGCCAUCUAUUCUUUGCUAUGGGAGAGCUUUCUAAGUUUGAUCAAUUUCUUGGUUCGGUAUACAUUAUGCAAAACUACACCUUAAUGUACAGCAAGUCAAGAACCAACCAAUAGGACUGCGUUACUGAACUACAUUUAUUAAAUUGUAAAUCUUGUGACGGUUUGAAACGAAGGCGCCAACACUUUUACAAUGAUUUAUUUUAUUCUGCAUCAUUGUGCGGGAGUUCCUUCUAAAAUAGUUUGAUCAUUCAUUAAUGUGUAGAGUGGAUAGCAAGGGCUUGUUUAUGUAAGGAAACGAACUUCUAGAUACACUAGCAGAGUCCAGAACAAAGGCAAAGUGUGUGGUGUUUUUGGCAAUUAAGCAUAAUCCAUGUGCAUUGCAUUCUGGGAGAGCACAAUGUCUCACCAAAUAGAUACGCCACUAAUUAGGAAAACUAGCUGAACUAUUACACACCACUAGUCUGCCAAUGGUGUGCUUAUAACUGCUAUAACAUCCCCCCUCUCAGGCAUGGUUAGAUAGCCGUUAUUUCAGCUAGAAGGCUUUAUAUACGAAGUACAAUCAAGCUAUAGCUUUGCCAGGAGUUUAAACAUUGUACUAUCUGGAGAAUGGCUUGAAAUAGGAAUUAGAAUCUGGGUUUAUCAGAAGAAAAACCAUGUUUUCUGGAAUGUGAUUUUUAGGAUUUUGUUUUUGUUUUAAUCCUGUUCUCUGCAUUUAAUAGAUUUCUAGCGCAGCCUGGUGGAGAGCUGUAACAUAUACUGGGAUUGACAGGAAAUGGCUAUAAUUUCUGUGUAAUAUUUAUUGAAGAACCUGUAGGUAUGUCCAGACAAUGCAUGUCCAUGGAAAUACUCGGGGAGAAUAAUUCAUUAUUUGAGUGUUUACGGUACAUGGAAUGAUCUGACUGCGUGGACUGGAGGCUGUGGAUUAAGCACUCAUCCUGCUGUUUGAACCCUCUGUCAAUAAACUUAUUAUAAACUGAUGGUACACAGCUAAUGAAACUCUUCAUCCGAUAGACCUAUGAGUUUAAAUGAAGCCCUUAUUUACAACUACUCCAGCCCUAGAUUAACCGUGCAUGCCAUAUAUUGCUUGGUUUGGGUGUAUAUACACAUGUCACAGUAUUUUUCUCUUAGGUAAACUCCAACUUAAUCUUACAUUUUAAGACCUGUAAAAUGUUGAAUUCUGUGUUUUUAUAUAAAAGUAUAAUUAGUGAAUGGGAGUAUUUUUUUUCUUUAGUGUGUUACUGAUUGUUCUAAAAUGAACAGUAAGCACUUCACUUGCAGGGUUAUCACUAGAAGUGAAUUUGAAAUGUAAAACCAAUUUAAAAUGUCUAAUCUGCUUCAACAUGUUCGCUGCUCCGUGUGUCUGAAUAGAGCUGUUAAAAUAAAAGCUGACAAUGGGUGGACUUUAAGGGAAGGUUGCUUUUCGAACCCACAAUCCAUCAGUAAGAUUAAAGAGAUUCUAUAGUUCCAGGAAAACAAAGCUGUUUUCCUGACACUAUAGUUUCCUACAGUGCCCUUCUCCCUCGGCACUAAAGGG